Messenger RNA from Spirodela intermedia, 288 nucleotides. NCBI's taxonomy places the organism in Eukaryota, Viridiplantae, Streptophyta, Magnoliopsida, Alismatales, Araceae. The record is from the annotation of a GenBank genome assembly.
AUGGAUAUCCCAAAGAUCCCAGCCAAAAUUGCGGGCACUAUCAGAGAACUCCAUCCUUUGGCUGUGGCCAUUCCACAAGCUGUGGUUGGGCCCCCAACAUUGGCAUUGGAAGCCAAUAGUAGAAGCUUUCUUUCUAAUCCCAGCAAUUUUCCGACGCCAAGUAUGAUAGCCAGGUGGACAACCAAUUGCACAAAAGCAAAUGCAAAAACACCUGGUGUUGUAUUUAUCACAUUCCAUAUGCUCCCAUUUGCUCCAACCACCGCAAAGAAUACCUGCCCACAAUUAUAG